AUGGGGCCGCCCUCAAUCCGACUCAUUACGUCGUACAUCUUCGACUGGAUUGUUCUUAUUAUCGUUACUGCUGUUGGCUACGUCUUGGGCCGAAUUACACCCAACAAACGGCCCUUUUCCUUGGUUGAUCCAGACAUCUCCUUUCCUUUUACGGUACACGAGACUGUGCCGGACUGGCUGCUCUUUGUCUUGAGCAGUGGAGUCCCCGCUGUCAUUAUCAUCAUUGUCUCCAUCAUAUUUGUGCCAGGUGCAACGGUGCCUAAAAAUACCCCUGCUUCGUUAGUUUGGAAGCGUAAACUAUGGGAGCUUCACAUUGGUAUACUGGGACUUCUCAUGUCAGUUGGCUGUGGUUUCUUCUUUAUUAGUGGCAUCAAGAAUAUGUGCGGCAAGCCUCGACCUGAUCUACUUGCACGAUGCGUACCCGACUUGGAAAACGCAUCGAAAUACCUCAUUGGCGGCUUCAAGGGAGAAUUCGCAUUGGGCAACAGUAUCGGUCAGCUCUUUUCGGCCGAUAUCUGCACGCAGACCGACAAGGCGAAGCUUGACGAUGGCUUUCGAAGCUAUCCCAGUGGCCAUUCUGCGGCCUCAGCCGGCGGACUUCUCUACCUCUCGCUGUUCCUUGCCAGCAAGUUUGCCGUAACUAUGCCGUUUGUAGCUACGGGCACAUCCACGUCAAGCCAUGACGUGCAUGCUGCUUUUCCGUCUCGUUUAGCAUCUGCGGUUGAGCAGUAUGACGAUGAUGCGACCACACCCAUGGCUAGCAAAAGUGCGAGUCAAAGUAUCAGGUAUAAUUCCAGUAUACAAGCGUUGCGCCGUCAGGCAGCAGCUCCUCCUGUUUAUCUCCUCGUUAUCACCGUGGCACCUUUUUGCCUAGCUAUCUUCAUCGCUGCUUCUCGCUGGUUUAAUUUCCGACACCAUGGCUUUGACAUUUUGUUCGGCUUUUCCAUCGGCACCUUUACAGCUAUCUUCAGUUUCAGAUAUUAUCACCUGCCCAUCACCAUUGGUGCUGGUUGGGCUUGGGGCCCUCGGAGUCCAGACCGGGCUUUCUGGGCUGGCGUCGGCCGUUUGGGCUACGUUAGCGAAAAAGACGUCGAGCAUGGAGUGAUGGAGAAUACCAAUUAUGCACGAUCUACCGAUGUUGAAGCUUCACUUGCAACGCCAGCGGGGAUGAGUUAUCGAUCUCCUGCCCAGACGGCUGAGCCAUAUCAGGAUGUAGAGUUGAACAACUUGAAUGGGGGGACGAGUCAGGGGGUCGGACAUGGCAUUGAUUCGAGAGUUUAA
Messenger RNA from Trichoderma asperellum CBS 433.97, 1281 nucleotides. RefSeq lists its product as uncharacterized. The record is from RefSeq and is a predicted model, not a curated record. Gene Ontology annotation, molecular function: phosphatidate phosphatase activity. Lineage: Eukaryota; Fungi; Ascomycota; Sordariomycetes; Hypocreales; Hypocreaceae. Gene Ontology annotation, biological process: phospholipid metabolic process.